This is a messenger RNA of Branchiostoma belcheri (Belcher's lancelet), 1829 nucleotides long. RefSeq names its product neuronal acetylcholine receptor subunit beta-3-like. The annotation marks the transcript as partial. Lineage: Eukaryota; Metazoa; Chordata; Leptocardii; Amphioxiformes; Branchiostomatidae. Gene Ontology annotation, biological process: monoatomic ion transport. Gene Ontology annotation, molecular function: extracellular ligand-gated monoatomic ion channel activity. Gene Ontology annotation, cellular component: membrane. The record is from RefSeq and is a predicted model, not a curated record. The transcript is spliced from 7 exons.
UGAAUUUCGAGUAUAGUCUGAAAGCCGACCUGCUCCAUGUGAACAAUCGCAACCUGGCACCUGAGCCUGUUAGCCGUACCCAGCCUGAGAACCCUACCGGCACUGACAACCCUACCGACACGGACAACCCUACCGACACGGACAACCCUACCGACACGGACAACCCUAUUGUCGCUAGGGUUGUCCGCGACACUGACAACCCUACCAACACUGACAACCCUACCGACACGGACAACCCUAUUGGCGCUAGGGUUGUCCGCGACACUGACAACCCUACCGAUACUGACAACCCUACCGACACGGACAACCCUACCAGCACUGGAAACCCUACCGGCACUGACAACCCUACCGACACUGGAAACCCUACCGACACUGGGAACCCUACCGGCACUGGGAACCCUACCGGCACUGACAAACCUACCAGCACUGGGAACCCUACCGGCACUGACAACCCUACCGGAACUGACAACCCUACCGGCACUGGGAACCCUGCCGACACUGGGAACCGUGCUGAGACUGACAACCCUACCGAGGCAGAGACCCCUACUCGGAUUGAGAACCACAUCCGACCCGUCAUCAGCUUUAAUGGAUCUGUAGAACAGAUCGUCGACUUGGAGGAAAAGAAGGAGCAGCUGGUUGCCUCUGUCGUCAUCCAUUUCACAUGGCAGGACAGCCGGUUGAGCUGGGAUCCAAAGUACUACGACAACAUCGAGACUAUCAGCGUCCCUGGCAGCAGCAUCUGGACCCCUACACUUACUCUGAAGGGGAAUGCUAAUCCUUUAUACCAAGGCCUACCAAAAAUCGUACCGGUCUUGAUCAGUAGCAAUGGCCAGGUAAUCUGGAGGGUAGAAACCCUGACCACCACCGUGUGUGAUGCGGACCCCUUCUACUUCCCUGCAGACACCAUGGAAUGCAACAUCUGCUUUGCUGCAUUUUCUGCAACCAUCGAAUGCCAAGAUGGCAGUCCCUGUGGUGUCCUGUCUAACCAACAACUGGAGGGCGAAUGGUAUCGGAAGGACAUGAUCUUCGCAAAAGGCAAGACGGAGGCGUGCUUCACUGUUCAGCUGGAGAGGAUCCCGCUGUUCCACAUCGCCACUACUGUUGGACCCUGUGUCAUCCUGGUGGCGCUGAUGGUCAUCACAUUCGUCAUGCCACUGGACAGGGGGGAUCGGAUCUCGUUCGGAGUGACUAUUCAACUCUCCGUGGUCGUGUCUCUCGUGUUCGUGACGGAUGUGCUUCCUGUCAAGGGGGCGCUGCCAUUUUUCGCCUCGCUGAUCGUCGUGUGCAUGGCGCUGAUGGGACUUUUCCUCUUCUUCACCAUGGCCAUCAUCACCAUUCAUGACAGGCAGGGGAGCCUGUCUCCAACGGCGAAGACCUUCUUUCUCCGUUACAUGGCAAAGUGCCUACUGCUCGGAGAUCUGACAGAGAAGAAGGUCGCAAGCGACGAUGGGGAGACUGGACCCAGCAGCAGGAAGCUGGCCUGGCCUGAGCGGACCAACCGCGUCUCCCCUGCCGAUGCCCCGGCCGUGGUCGACGUGCAAAGCCCGGCUGUUGUCCGCGAGACUGCCCGUCAGCCGUCCGCGCCGCCCACGCGCCUGGAGGCCGCAGUCUCACGCCUGGAGGUUGCCGUGUCCUCCGCCUCCCGUAACAUGGAGGAGCUGGUCGAGGCCAUGAAGAACGAGCAGGAGGUGUCUGACUACACCCUGCUGGCUAAGGUCCUGGACAGGCUCUGCCUUGUCAUGUACGUCAUCAGCAUUGCCGUGGCCGUGCCCAUGACCAUGUAUCUGGGCAAGUAAAUUACACUUGUGUAAACGUGCCUUAACACAACC